This is a messenger RNA of Phalaenopsis equestris, 1654 nucleotides long. Its product is annotated as AAA-ATPase At3g50940-like. Gene Ontology annotation, molecular function: ATP binding; ATP hydrolysis activity. The transcript has a single exon. NCBI's taxonomy places the organism in Eukaryota, Viridiplantae, Streptophyta, Magnoliopsida, Asparagales, Orchidaceae. The record is from RefSeq and is a predicted model, not a curated record. The coding region runs from base 89 to 1552 and encodes 487 amino acids.
CAACUCCCAACUCACCAGUACCGACUCCCAGUCCUCCCAGACAGCGAAACUAAAGAAGAAAUCUUGGUUAAUUUUCUCUUCUCCUGCCAUGGAUUCCCAAGCCAAAACCAUGGAAACCACAAAGAAAUACCUGACCACCGCGGCCUCCAUCGCCGCCUCCGCGAUGCUUGCACGCACCAUCGUCAACGAAUACCUUCCCUACGAACUCCGCAACAUCGUCUCCUCCGGCAUCGACAAACUCUUCAGCCGCUUCUCCACCGACCACACCAUCGUCAUACAGGAAAACGAAGGCCUGACCUCCAACGAACUCUACGACGCAUCAAGCACCUACCUCCGCACCCGAAUCACCUCCACCAUGCGCCGACUCAGGGCCAGCAAAAACGAGGAAAACAACAACAUAACUCUCUCCCUCGACGACGGGGAAGAGCUCAUCGAUGCCUUUCAAGGCGUUCAGUACAAAUGGCAGCUGAUAAACCAGCAGGAGAAUCAGGGGGGUGGUGGGGAUCGCGGUAGGGAUUCAGGUUUCUCUAACGAAAUUCGUUGGUACGAGCUCACUUUUCAUAAGAAAUAUAAAGAUUUUACGUUGGAUUCGUACCUUCCUCAUAUUCUGGAGAAGGCGAAGGAGAUCAAGUCGGCGGAUAGAAGGCUGAAGCUUUAUAUGAAUGAGUAUGAGUGCUGGAGCCCGAUUGACUUGCAGCAUCCGGCGACAUUCGAGACGCUGGCCUUGGAAGCGGACCUGAAGAAAACAAUUAUUGAAGAUUUAGCGAGAUUUGUAAAGAGGAGAGAGUAUUAUAAGAAGAUUGGGAAGGCGUGGAAGCGUGGGUACCUGCUUUUCGGACCUCCUGGAACAGGGAAAUCGAGCUUGAUUGCGGCCAUGGCGAAUUACCUCAGGUUUGAUAUCUAUGAUCUGGACCUCAAGGAGGUUCAUAUGAACAGCGGGCUGAAAAGGUUGCUGGUUGGAAUGACGAAUAAAUCGCUGCUUGUUAUUGAAGACAUUGACUGUUCCAUUGAUUUGAAGAACAGGGAUGAAGAGAAGAAGGAGAAUGAAAGCAGUAGGUCUUCUGAUGAUGAGGUGACGCUUUCUGCAUUGCUGAACUUCAUUGAUGGGUUGUGGUCGACGAGUGGCGAGGAGAGGAUCAUUGUUUUUACUACUAAUUAUAAAGAAAGGCUUGAUCCUGCAUUGCUGAGACCUGGAAGGAUGGAUAUGCAUGUACAUAUGGGUUACUGUGGGCCGAAUAGUUUUAGGGUUUUGGCUUCGAAUUACCAUGCCGUUGAGGAGCAUCCCAUGUUUGAGGAGAUUGAAGGGUUGUUGAAGGAGGUGGAGGCGACGCCCGCUGAAGUGGCUGAGCAGUUGAUGAGAAGCGAUGAUGUUGAUAUUGCUUUGGAAGGGCUGGCACAGCUGCUGCGAACGAAGAAGAAUGGUAGGAGAGACGUGCCGAGUGGAGAAGAAGAUAAAGAUGAAAAGGUCGUAGCUGCGGAGAAAGGAGGAGUUGAGAGUAGAAUGGAAGAUCAAGGAACUGAAAAAGUUGAUGUUGGAGAUUCAAAUUGUUGAGCGGAUGAGUACUCUGUAAUCUAUUUUUCCUUCUAUUGAUUUUCUGCUAAAGCGAUUGUAAGAUCCGAUUGUUGAGACUAAUAAAAUGGUUAUUAUUUCUAC